Gambusia affinis (western mosquitofish) is the source of this 1989-nucleotide messenger RNA. RefSeq names its product ras GTPase-activating-like protein IQGAP3. Gene Ontology annotation, molecular function: GTPase activator activity; actin filament binding; calmodulin binding. Gene Ontology annotation, biological process: regulation of actin cytoskeleton organization. Lineage: Eukaryota; Metazoa; Chordata; Actinopteri; Cyprinodontiformes; Poeciliidae. The record is from RefSeq and is a predicted model, not a curated record. Gene Ontology annotation, cellular component: cytoplasm. The transcript has 14 exons. The coding region runs from base 105 to 1493 and encodes 462 amino acids.
AUAAAGAGGCGGGAAAUGUCAACGAUAAGAUGGGAAUAGUUUCCAGCAGUAGUAGACGCGUUACGGAACUUUGUUUCUCUUUGCAGUAAAAAAGAGAAACAAAGAUGUCUGAACCAGCAAGAGACCGCUAUCGCCGUCUGACUGGUCAUCAGAUGGACGUCCAGCGGCUCCAGAACGUGGCCUACCUCUACCUGUGCAGGCUGGAGGAGGCUAAGAGGUGGAUGGAGGCGGUUCUGGGGGCGGAGCUUCCCGGCCCAGUGGAGCUGGAGAGGACUCUGAGGAACGGAGUCACUCUGGCCCAGCUGGGCCACCACUUCGCUCCCGCCGACGUCCCGCUGGAGCGGAUCUACGACCCGGACCAGCAGUGGUACCAGGAUGUUGGUCUGCAGUUCAGACACACAGAAAACAUCAACCUGUGGAGGAGCGCCAUGAUGUCAGUGGGCCUGCCGUCGGUGUUUUAUCCUGAGACCAUCGACGUCUACAACGGGAAGAACAUGGCCAAGCUCAUCCACUGCAUCCACGCUCUCAGCAACUUCCUGUCCCAACAAGCCUUGGCUCCGCCCAUUGUUGGUCUCCAAGGAAAAGUGAGCUUCACUGAAGAGGAGAUCAACCACAUGGAGCUGGAGCUGAGUCAGCACCGUGACCCCAUGGAGUCGUUUGAGGACAUCGGGGACAUCCUGGCUGACGAGCUGUCUGUGGACGCAGCAGCAGUCCAGACGGCCGUGGAUGCGGUGAACGCGGCGGUGGCCCGGGGCCAGCUGGAGGCCACGGCCCAGGCCCUCAGGAACCCUGCAGCUCUCCUCACCGGCCUGCAGGAGGCGCACAUGAGCACCUACCAGGAGGCGCUCAAGCAGGCCUGGAGGAGGAAGGCGGAGCUUGGAGCAGAGCAGGCUGGUUCCUCCAGGGACUCAGGACUCGUCCAGGGGAACCUGAGUCAAAAUGAGAUCCAGAAUCUUGUCCGGACCGUCAACGCUGCCGGGUUGGGAGAAAUCCUGGUGGGGAAGCGGACCAGGAGGCCAGUCCACCGGUUCGCCAUCGAGGCUCCGAGAUCGAGGGCGGAGGUCAACGUGGCAGACGGCAGUGGACAGAGGCUGGGUCAGAUUCCUUGGACCAGGUACCAGCUCGGCAGUAGGAACCCGGCGGAGCUGAGGCCCCUCCACUACGUCCUUUUCAACCUGCCUGGGAAGGUAGGAUCCAUCAAGCAGAACCUUCGGCGGUUCAACGGCUUCCCGUUCGAUGCCGACAGUCAGGAGUUCAUCCUGAAACGGGCCAAGCUGCUCAGGUCUGGUCAUGUGUCCCCCCAGGAGCUCUGUCCUCCCCGGGGCCACGCUGAGGGACAUCUGCUCCAUCCUGGCGCUGAGGAGAGGAGGAACCAGGCAGCAGCUCGUCCACCGGAUCCUCCGCUUCCUGACGGAGCCCAGAGACAGCGGGAAGCGCCCUCCAGUGGCCAGCAGGAGGCAGUAGUCUACAGCAGGUGGAGGAGUUCAAGGUAAAACCAGGCAGGUUCCUCUGGAGGACCCAAAAGGUUCUGCUCAGCACGGUUCCAACCCAAACUAGUGUUCUGUAAGACAUUAAGACAUGAAGUCAUGAAGUGGGAGAAAUCUGAAUGUCUUGAUUUCUGAAUUAUUACGUUAGCAUAAGAUGGGAAACCUUUGCUAGUUGGAGGGAAAACAUGGAGCUGGAGCAUCAUGAGAACCGGAUAGAUGAGUUCAACAGAUGGAAGAGACGGAAAUAAUGGACCAUCAUGUGAGAUACUAGUGGACAGAGGAUAAAUCUCUACAAUGGAAAGAAUCUAAGAUUCUUUAUCAGAAACGACUCUGAUGGAAAACAAACCAUCAUCAUGUCUUCUGGGACGGACCAAUCAUAAAAGAGAUAAAUAGAUAUUCUAGCAGAAUAUUCCUCUGGAGAUCAAGAUCAUGUGUUUUAGGGUAAUUCCUCCAGAAUAUCUGAUGACUAUUUUAUUAACGACAAGAAAGAAAAACCUCAAGA